Molecule: messenger RNA, 1887 nt
Organism: Priapulus caudatus
Lineage: Eukaryota; Metazoa; Priapulida; Priapulimorpha; Priapulimorphida; Priapulidae
Product: max-like protein X
Exons: 7
Coding region: 82-843 (253 amino acids)
Biological process (GO): regulation of transcription by RNA polymerase II
Cellular component (GO): nucleus
Molecular function (GO): DNA-binding transcription factor activity, RNA polymerase II-specific; RNA polymerase II cis-regulatory region sequence-specific DNA binding; protein dimerization activity
Source: RefSeq, a predicted model, not a curated record
AACGUCAUGUAUGUAAUGAACAGCUGAUUUUAAGAAAUUUAGAUCAUCUAAAUAACGUCGAAGUGCCAAUGCCAAUGGAUAAUGGCAGAAGGUGGCGAAAAGUAUUAUUUGUCUGGUUAUGACCCUCGGCAGUUGGAGCGCGAUCCAGGGCAAGUGGUGAUGACAACCAGCCCACCCCCUCCAUUCUCUGAGCCAUUUGUGUUCUCUCGAAACAGCAGUGUCAACAGUAGCAGUUCACUGUCCCAGCAUGCUUCGGGAUCAUCUGCACCUGCAUCAGAUGAUGAUGAUAGCGACCACGGUGAUGUGAAACCGGUGUUUUCGGCAAAAGAGCGACGUAGAGAGGCGCACCAGCAUGCAGAGCAGAAGCGGCGAGAUGCCAUCAGGACUGGCUACAGAGAACUGCAGGAAAUUGUACCAACCUGUGCCAGUACGGACAACCUUGGCGGCACUCCAAAACUCAGCAAUGCUACAGUGCUGCAGAAGUCCAUAGACUACAUUCAGUUUUUGAUGAAGGAUAAAAAAAGAUAUGUAGAGCAGGUAGAAGAGCUGAGAAAGGAAGUUAUCACCUUGGAAAUUAUGAAGGCGAACUAUGAGCGGAUAGUGAAGGCUCACCAGAAUGUCGAGGUACAAACUGAAAAUGCGGUCUCAGACGAAGCCAAAUUUCAAGUGUUUCAGAGGAUCAUGGACGUUCUGUAUCAAUCAUUCAACAAUUCUGUGUCAGUAAGUAACUUUGCUGAACUAUCAGGCUGUGUUUUUAACUGGCUGGAAGAGCACUGCAAGCCAGGCCACCUACGCAGUCUCACAUCUAGCAUUCUUCAGAAGACCCUGGACUUCAGACAGUAGGCAUAUGAAUAAAUUAGUCGAAUAGUGGCAGACGUAGGGAUUUCUAACAUCAGUACUGAAGACUUAGAGUUUUGUUGUAUUUCUUUGCUCGACAAGGCCUUAUAGGAGUCUAGGUCCAGUAUUCUUAUUAUUAAUAACAUCGUUCUUAUGUGUCGGUGGUAAGAUGCUCCACAAUGUAAUAUAGAGUUUUUAACAUCCGUGUAUAAUGGAAAUUACAUGUGAAUGCCGUUACUCUGUCUGGAUGAAGCAGGGCGAUGGUUUAAUACGGCUUAAAGAAGGGUUGAGAUAUUUUGGUGAGGUUUGUUAGUUAUGAACCAUUAUAUUUGAUAAAGAAAUCUAACAGAUGUGUAAGCCUGAAAUAGGUUUAAAUAUGUCUCUUAGUAUAAGCAGCUUAAUUGUUAGCCAUUUUUGUGCAAAACUAAACUGCAUCUGGGUCCAUGAAAUGUUGCCAUUGUAAAUAGAUCAUAAUUUUAUACACUCAUGCUCAAUUAUCACACGGGAAAAUCUAUAGUUACAAACGUGCAUAAUUACACUGUACAAUUACACAUGGGUGAUUUCUGCAAUGUUAUAGAUGUUCAUGCAUUGUGUUUGUUGCAUGUGAGCAUGCCUUGUAUUAUAAGAAGUGUGUCAUGCUGCAUUCUUACACGUUGGAUAUGUUGCAUUGUAAUGAUGGCUGCUGCAUACUGUUGCAAGGUGUUGCAUUGUUGUAUAGUGUGUGUUGUGUUAUUAUAAGUAUUUAUGUACAACAAUGUUUGUUAUGUCAGCGUUCAGUAUCACGUUCUUACGCGUUUUCAGUGUUGGAUCGUAGUGAGUGCGUUGUGUGUGUAUAUUGUGGCGUGCUGUUUGCAAACAUUUCAUGACUAUAGUAGUCUCUGUACCAUAUAACAUAGCAUCCAUGCUGUUGACUAGGGUGCAUUUUAUGAUGGUUAGCACAGUACUUUAUAUGCAUGCGGUAGUUACUUACUGUGGCAGAUAAGGUCUAUGUCUCCCUGACCUCUGUUUGACCUGGCUCGUUUAGCUAUUUCUGACUAACCCUGGUAACUA